This is a messenger RNA of Dictyostelium purpureum, 991 nucleotides long. RefSeq lists its product as uncharacterized. Gene Ontology annotation, molecular function: coenzyme A diphosphatase activity. The transcript has 3 exons. The record is from RefSeq and is a predicted model, not a curated record. The coding region runs from base 22 to 978 and encodes 318 amino acids. NCBI's taxonomy places the organism in Eukaryota, Evosea, Eumycetozoa, Dictyosteliales, Dictyosteliaceae.
AAAAAACCUUUAUCAAAUAACAUGAAUUUAAUCCCCAAUUUAGUUAGGCAAAUUAGAAUUCCAAUUGGAAAACAACAAUAUAUACAUUCAAAUGUCAAAAAUACUCAACUUAGAAAGAGAGCAAGUGUUGCAGUUAUUUUAAGAUUAGAACCCAAGUAUAACGAUAAUAGUAUUAGGUUUAAUUGUAAAUGUGGAGCAAAGGGAAAUGGUCAUAAAGAAAGUUGUUUAAAUACAUUCAUUGAGGAUAUAAGCGGGAAAAAUAAAUAUUUGCCAUUGGAAAUAUUAUAUUUAAAGAGGGCUGAUAAUGGUGAAGUAUGUUUUCCAGGUGGUAAAAUAGAAAUAGGUGAAACAGAUCAAGAAGCAGCCGAACGUGAAACUUUAGAGGAAGUAGCAAUCGAUUUAAAUUCACCAGAUUUUGCAUUAUUAGGUAGAAUGGAUGAUAAAUUUACAUUUGAUAAAAUUGGUGUACACUCAUUUGUUUAUUUACAACUAUCUAAAAACUCACCAAGAAUAAAACUAUCUGUUGACGAAUUGGUCGAUUAUGGAUGGGUUAAUAUGGAAUAUAUACUUUAUUCAAAUCCAAAAAUACCAUUAACAAAUCAUCAAUUAGAAUAUUUAAAUCCCUCAUCACCUUUAUUAAAUGAAACUAAAACCAACGAAAACUCUGUUCAGUAUACAUCUGUAUCAAACAUAUCAACAUCUAGACGUUUAAAAAAAAAUAUGUUUUUAAGAUUUGUUUGUAAUAAUAUCUAUGUGCCAUAUUUAAUUCUACCAAUAGUAUCAAGAUACCAAUUUAAAUUGUGGGGUUUAACAUUAGAUAUCACAUCAGAUUUAUUAAAGAAAAUGAUUGGUUAUAGUCCAUUUCCACAACAAAGAAACAUUAACAACUCAAUAAUAUUCUUUUUUUACAAGUACCCAAAAACAUUUACAAUAUCCACUAUUGUAGGUUUAUUGAUAUUAUUUAAAUUAUUAGUUUAAUAAAAUUCUUUGU